AUGCCUUAUAAACAAGAAGAUACAAUUUAUCAGCUAACAAAAACUAAUAAAAAUUCUACUUAAAGGUAAAGAAGUGUACAAGAAGAACGUUAUGAUAAUUACAUUGAAAAUGAUGUUGAAUCUUUUGUUGCUUACUAAGAUGAAUUAGGUAAAACUUAAGAAAGUAAAGUAUUCAGCAAAUAUCAUAGAUAAGAUGGAAAUGAUAACUCACAUAUUUAUAAUGAUGAUGCUUCGAUAUCACCAAAUAUAAGUUGUGUUUAAUCAUUUAAAUAAUCUAAAAAAUAAAAAUAAAGUGAUUAAUAAGAUGAUAAAUCUGUUUUAAGUUAAACUUAUAAUUCAAAUUGCAACUCAAACGAAAUGAAUGAAGCCAUUAAAAUAAAAUUUCCUUCAUAAAAAGAACACAACAAGAGCGAUUUUAUAUUUUCUCCAAAUCUCCCUCAAGCAGACAGUCCUAUUACACUGUAACAAAGCAACAGCAUAAAUGCAGCAAGCUUUAGAAAAUGUGAUGACACUGAACUCGAGAGAGACUCAGCUGGAUUCAUUGGAGCAUGGAAAAAAAAACCAUUAAUAAUAAUAACAUAAGUUUACUUUGAUUUUAUUUUUUUAGGAACAGCAACUAUUUAAGAACAGUAUAUUACAUCAAUUUAUUGGGCAGUUAUAACUAUGAUAACAUUGGGUUAUGGAGAUUACGUACCCAAAACUAGUUAUGAAAGAGUUUUUGUAAUUUUUAUCACUCUUAUUAGUUGUGGUGUGUUUGCUUACAGUAUAAAUCAAAUAGGUACUAUUGUAACCAAUAUAACAAAGAAAAAAUCUUAGUUUUAGUAAAAAAUGGCAUAAAUUAGUGGCUAUUUAAAUGAAAGAGGUAUUAAAAAUAACAUGAUAAUGAAAAUCAAAGAAAACUUUGCUUAUUUGCAGAGAGAAACAGAAAAAGAUAUGGAAGUUCACAAUAUUAUUUAGACUUAGUUAUGUAAAUCUUUAAGAAAAGAAGUAUUUAGAGAAAUGUAUAUUUAGAUCCUAAAAGGGUGUAAAGCUUUCAAUCUUAAUUAUAGUGAAUAGUUUUUGCUAAAUUUGGCGCCUUUACUCAAAGAAAAAAAAUUUUCUCCUGAAGAAAUAAUUUAUGAAUAAGACAACCCAAAUUUAAAUCUGUAUUUUAUAGUCAAGGGAGAGGUUUAACUCUUUUUGGAUAUGGGUGGGAAAAAAAGAUAAAUUAAAAUACUAUCAAAAAAUGAUGUAUUUGGAGAAUAACCUUUCUUUAGUUAAGCAACUUCUAAUCAUUCAGCCUCUUCAGUUAAUGUAGUUAAAGUAGUUUAUGUCAACUUAUAGGACUUUUUAAGUGUCAUCAAGUCCUAUUAAAAAGAUUUUGAAACAUAUUGCAUGAUGAAAGAUAAGCUAAAUUUAUAUUCUACUUCGAAAAGAUUAGGUUUAAAAUGCUAUAGCUGUGGCUAGUUUUAGCAUCUUAUAAAAGACUGCCCUUUCGUAAAUUACAUUCCAAAUAAGGAUAAAAUUCUAAUCAACUACAAAGCUGAAACAAUAUAAGAAAGGAAUUCAUAAAAUCAAGAAUUUAGAAAAAAAAUAAUGAAACAUGAUAAAGCUACAUAAAUUUAAAAAUAAAUUCAAGAAGAAAUUGUUAAUUUUUUGAUAGAAAAAAAUCUAUAUGAAAAUUUAAAUGAGUUGUUACAAAUACUCAAAAAUCAGGAAAUUGUAUUUGAUCAAAAAAAUGAAGAUAAAGAAUAAAAGACUUAGUCUUCUCAUAAAUCUCUUUAGGUAUUAUAUCCAAAAAUGAAUAAUGAAUUUGGAACAGAAAAUAUUAUUUAGGAAAAUAACUCUCCAAAUAAACCUCAUAUUUCACCUACUAUACAGGGAUCUUAAUAUGUAAUAUAGUAAUAGUAGUAGAGAAAAAUUAAAAGGACAUAAACUUCUCAAAUUGGUAGAUCAGAUUCUUUGGCUUUCUUAGGAGCCUCUUCAUCAAAAUUACUCUCUGAUUAUAUUCGUUACCCUACUUUAGAAAAAGGAGAAAGUAGAAAAAGCAAUAAACACACUUCAUUUCUUAAUAGUUAGAUGUUAAGAGAAUCAAGCAGAAAAAUAAUUUUAGAAGAAAUAAAGGAAAGUUAAAAAUUGAUAUAAUUAAGUGUAUAAUCUAACCAAAAUAGCUAAAAUACAAAUAGUAAUAUUUCAAAUAGCAUAUUAAAUAAUCAAUCUUUAUAAAGUCCUUAUAACAGCAAUAUAUAAUAUAACUAAUAAUCUUAAUAGUUAACCUUUACUCAACAGAGUUAAAAUAACUCAAUAUAUGCUUAUGGACCAAACUCAAAUAGUAUUUCUGUUAAUAAUUCCUAAAGCUAUAAUCAAAUAUAGUUCUAACCAUAGCUUGAUUAAAUAAAUAAAAAUGUUUAAAAUGACAGCAAAUAAAAAAAUGACUCUUAAUCGAUUAAAAAUUAUAAAAAAAUAUCCAGCAUCACAUCUUUGAGUCAAAAAAACAAGUAACAAAACAGUUUUUAAAACGAAAAAAUAAAAUAAAAAGAAAAAAAAGAAGAUCAAAUGCUAAAAGCAGUUAAUUAACUAAGCUAGAUAUCAAAUCCUUUUAACGUUUAAAGCCUACUGUAUAAUUAAGCGAUUUAAUUAACUUAAUGGUCUAGCUUAGAGCUAAAUAAUUUUGAAAAAAUGAAUAUCUAUUAAGUUUUUUUCCCACAUAAUAACUACUCGAUUACAAUAGAAAACUAUAACUAUUAUAUAAAAAAGUACAAGUUUUUAUAAAGAAUGAACAGCUCUGUAAUAAAAAAAGAAAAAAUUAAAUAACUAAGAUUAUCUAUCUUUUUAAGCAAAGGAAAUUAGAAGUUAUUAACUCAAAAUUCUUAAAAAACUAGAACAAAGAGCAAAAGCUAAUAUUAUUCAAAAAAUAACUGA
Tetrahymena thermophila SB210 is the source of this 2901-nucleotide messenger RNA. Its product is annotated as cyclic nucleotide-binding domain protein. Gene Ontology annotation, molecular function: nucleic acid binding; zinc ion binding. The transcript is spliced from 4 exons. NCBI's taxonomy places the organism in Eukaryota, Ciliophora, Oligohymenophorea, Hymenostomatida, Tetrahymenidae. The record is from RefSeq and is a predicted model, not a curated record.